Messenger RNA from Dipodomys spectabilis (banner-tailed kangaroo rat), 6410 nucleotides. RefSeq names its product TBC1 domain family member 5 (gene Tbc1d5). Gene Ontology annotation, biological process: activation of GTPase activity. NCBI's taxonomy places the organism in Eukaryota, Metazoa, Chordata, Mammalia, Rodentia, Heteromyidae. The transcript has 23 exons. Gene Ontology annotation, molecular function: GTPase activator activity. The coding region runs from base 564 to 3002 and encodes 812 amino acids. The record is from RefSeq and is a predicted model, not a curated record.
GGCACUUAAUCCAGUUGCCCUGUUCAACCUUUGCCAAUAUAAGAAAGGCAUCAAGAAAAGAAGAGGUCCCUGUGUAAAAUGGAGUCUCUGCCUUCAAGUUCUCCCACAUAAGGUUCCUUCCUUGGACGUUAGCUAAUUUUGGAAAUGGGACCUUUCUCUGCCUUGGUUUCCAAUUCUGCACCUCACAGAAUCAGGUUCCUUUGGAACGUGUCAGGGUAGGUUAAUAAAAGACUACAGAUCUGUUUUUCUUUACACUGAGUGAAGUACUCACCACACUCAUUAGCAUUGCUAUUUAAAGACUUUCACGAAGGGGAAGUAAAAACAUCAGCAUCUCUCACACAAACAGUGAUGAAGCUGAGGCCAAGCCAGGGGUGUUGGGGGAGCUGGAGAAGUCAAGUGUGCGGAGAGACUACCCGAGGAGAAGGUCAUUAAAGAGAAAAGUGCCUCACAGGAAACACGGCAGUAAAGGAAACAUGAGAUCUGGAUGUCGUGAGCCAGGGGGAAAGGCAUUAAUAGUACAACUUGGUGGCAGUUAAUUUUGGUGACACUGACCAGUUUCUACAAUGUACCAUUCCUUAUCUGAAACUAGACAUCCUCUUCAGUCAGAAGAACAAGAAGUAGGCAUUGAUCCUUUAUCCAGUUAUUUGAAUAAGUCUAAUGGAGAUUCAAAUAAAAAUGGAAGAAGAACAAAUUCAACCUUAGACUGUGAGGGGACUUUUAAUUCAUAUAGGAAGGAAUGGGAAGAACUAUUUGUAAACAACAAUUAUUUGGCAACAAUAAGGCAGAAAGGGAUUAAUGGGCAGCUGAGAAGCAGCAGGUUCCGCAGCAUUUGCUGGAAGCUAUUUCUUUGUGUUCUUCCUCAAGAUAAAAGUCAAUGGAUAAGUAGAAUUAAAGAAUUGAGAGCCUGGUAUAGCAGUAUUAAGGAAAUACAUAUCACAAACCCAAGGAAGGUUGUUGGCCAGCAAGAUUUGAUGAUCAACAAUCCCCUUUCACAGGAUGAAGGAAGUCUUUGGAACAAAUUCUUCCAAGAUAAAGAGCUUCGAUCAAUGAUUGAACAAGAUGUCAAAAGAACGUUUCCUGAAAUGCAGUUUUUCCAACAAGAAAAUGUGAGGAAAAUUCUUACAGAUGUUCUUUUCUGUUAUGCUAGAGAAAAUGAGCAGUUGCUUUAUAAACAGGGUAUGCAUGAGCUCUUAGCACCUAUAGUCUUUAUUCUUCACUGUGACCACCAAGCUUUUCUACAUGCCAGUGAGUCUGCACAGCCCAGUGAGGAAAUGAAAACGCUCUUGAAUCCAGAGUAUCUGGAACAUGAUGCCUAUGCAAUGUUCUCACAGCUUAUGGAAACUGCUGAGCCUUGGUUUUCUACUUUUGAGCAUGAUGGUCAAAAGGGCAAAGAAACUCUGAUGACCCCAAUUCCUUUUGCUAGACCACAGGAUUUAGGGCCAACAAUAGCUGUGGUUACUAAAGUCAACCAGAUUCAGGAUCAUCUACUGAAGAAGCAUGAUAUUGAGCUCUAUAUGCAUUUGAACAGACUAGAAAUUGCACCACAGAUUUAUGGGUUACGGUGGGUGCGGCUGCUGUUUGGCCGAGAAUUCCCUCUGCAGGAUCUUCUGGUGGUCUGGGAUGCCUUGUUUGCAGAUGGCCUUAGCCUAAGUUUAGUGGACUACAUCUUCAUAGCCAUGUUACUCUACAUCCGAGAUGCUUUGAUUUCUAGUAACUACCAGACCUGCCUGGGCCUUCUAAUGCAUUACCCACUCAUCGGGGAUGUACACUCACUGAUUCUUAAAGCUCUAUUCCUUAGAGAUCCAAAGAGAAACCCAAGGCCAGUGACUUACCAAUUCCGUCCCAAUUUGGAUUAUUACAAAGCACGAGGAGCAGACCUUAUGAAUAAAAGCCGGAGCAAUGCCAAAGGUGCUCCUCUGAAUAUAAAUAAGGUCUCCAAUAGCCUGAUUAACUUUGGAAGAAAGUUGAUUUCUCCAGCAGUGGCCCCUGGCAGUUCCGGUGGUCCUGGCCCUGGCCCUGGGGGCAGUAGUAGCAGCUCUUCCUCUGCUGUGAACCCCACCAGGACCUCCACAGAAGCAACAAAACAUCAUUUGCAGCAACAACAGCAGCAGCGGCUAAUGAAAUCUGAAAGCAUGCCAGUGCAGUUGAACAAAGGCGAUGUAGUUACAGGAAGUGAUGCUCAGGUUUCUGUUCCUGCUCAGACUCUAACUGACCUCCAAGGGCAAAAUUCUAAAAACAUCAGUUCAUCUCCAAGCAUUGAGAGUUUACCCGGAGGAAGAGAAUUCACGGGCUCGCCACCUUCCUCUGCUACCAAAAAAGAUUCCUUUUUCAGCAACAUCUCCCGCUCCCGUUCACACAGCAAAACUAUGGGCAGAAAAGAAUCUGAAGAAGAAUUAGAAGCCCAAAUUUCCUUUCUUCAAGGGCAGCUGAAUGAUUUGGAUGCCAUGUGCAAAUACUGCGCAAAGGUGAUGGACACACAUCUCGUAAGUAUUCAAGAGGUAAUAUUACAAGAAAAUUUGGAAAAAGAAGAUCAAAUACUGGUUUCCCUGGCAGGAUUAAAACAGAUCAAAGAUAUUCUAAAAGGUUCCCUGCGUUUCAACCAGAGCCAGCUGGAGGCUGAGGAGAAUGAGCAGAUCACCAUCGCAGAUGACCACUACUGCUCCAGUGGACAGGGCCAGGACAACCAAGUUUCUGGGACCACCAAGCAGGCUUCUUCAGAAACACCAGUGCGCACAGAUGGAGGGAGUUCAGAUGACUUCAUCUUGGUUUCCAAAGAAGAUGAUGGGGGCAGUGCCAAGGGUGCUUUCUCAGGCCAGGCCCAGGCUCUUCGCACCCUUAGAAGCACAUCUGGGAAAAGCCAGGCCCCAGCCUACUCCUCACUGGUGUUCUCAGACCCACUGAUGGGUCCAGCCUCAGCUUCCUCCAGCAACCCCAGCUCCAGCCCUGACGAUGACAGCAGCAAGGACUCUGGCUUCACCAUUGUGAGCCCCCUGGACAUCUGACAACAGGGGCCCAGCCACUACCUCAGUGGCCUCAAAGCUCCAUCAGUGGAGACUCUGCUGAAACCAAUGCUUGUUUCCCAGCAUGCAUUUGGCAUUGGUAAAGCCUGUUGGGACCCUCUAGAAAGAAGCAAGUAAGGCCACAGAGCACAGAGUUAUAAUCCCUGAAAUGUAGAUGGGAGUCCCUCUGUGGGGACCUCUCACCCCUUGCCCCUUCCUUCCUUUGAAUUAGAGCUGGGUUAGGUACCCAGCACCAUACUCAAUAUCAGAAAAGGCCAAACCACCACCAAAACCAAUUUUCUUCCACUAACUAAGAAGGUCCCACAGCUCCAUCAGUUACAUUCAGGAAGAGUGGAAGGAGUUGGUCUCAAACUUCUCUUUCAAAAGCAUCAGCCACAGGAAGACAGGUUAAUGUCAAGAAAGCUUAUUCUGUGGAAAACUGCUUGCUUCCAUUCCUACCUUGGAAAGUCAUAUAGCAGAGUCGGGUACAAUAGAAUAAAUGAGAAUGGCUAGAUUUCAGGGUUGGAACUACCUACCAACCUCUCAAAGUUAUGAUCUUUAACAGCAGGCUCUAGACUUAAGAAUCAUACUUAGGUGUAAUGUGGUGUUAGGUUCUUUGAUUGGUUAAAGGAACCUUUAUAACCUCAGACUAGUAUACUUUGGAUCACUGCUCCUGCUUAAGCAACUGUUUGGCAUCUUUUAGAGUCUUUCAUGGUCAGAAAACAUGGUCACUAUAAGACAGUCUUUGCUGCACUCACUUCAAAAGUUGCAGGAAUACUACUAUCUUACAAUUGAAUAAUGUGACCCUAACUUUAAAUGGGGAAAAACAUUUCACUUAGUUGAUUUUCUGACCAAGUCUCUCUAGUUACAGAGCUAGAUUUAUCUCUAAGAAGAAAAGCUUAGGGAAAACCAUGCUCAUUCUUAUCCGGAGUAAAGUUGCUAUGAUAGGCAACUAUAUCUGGAGUCCCUCUGUGGGGAACAGGGCUUUUAGAGAACAUUCCAGGUGCAAGGAGGAUGGGAUUCCUACACAGCCCUGCCCUUUUUUGGAGCUGGUAAAGGAGCUUCCAAGCCUGCGCUCAGCUGUAAACUCUGCACCCCAGCAUAGCUGUCAGGACCAGGCCUGCUGUGCCAGUCCUUCCUGAGCUGUGCAGAGACUCCACUGCAGUGAGUAGCUCAGGGAACCACAGCAGGCACAGCAUUUGUUACAUGAGCCAUCCUCUCUUCUCCAAGAAGGGCCUUGGAAAGAACACCUCUCUUCUGUCUGCUUCCUGCUCCCUGCUGGGGUCAGUGGAGACUGCACAUGGAUGCAGGGCCUGGUUCACUGCCAUAGAGAAAAGCAGCCAUAGCAGGAGGAACUGGCUCUGUGCCUCUCCCCAGAAAGUGACAGGCCUCUGGGCAGUGGCAGCUUUCCAGGUACCUUUAUAUUAAAGUGAAAAGCGAAGUAUGAAGGAGUGCACACUGUCCCUCCCAUUGCUAACCAUGUGUUCUCUGCAGACAAGUGUGAUAAUGACAUGAGUUCACAUUCCAUCUCCAAUAAAAUGGUGAUGAUUCUCGAGUCAGCUACCACACAGGGAAUUCUAAUUAACUCUCCAAUUUGUUCUUCAAUGGUAACAGAGAAAUUUCCUCUUGCCACAUCAACACGUAAGCUGAAUAACUAUCUGGUUUUCCCAGAUAACAAGGUGGGCUGGCCUUCCGCCAGUGGACAACUGGUGCCUUUGCACUAAUUUGCUCUCUGGGUCCUCAUUCUGACUGGUCCUGUCAGCACUGCUAAGUUUCUGCCAGCAUACAUCCCUGUGAAGACACUUCCUAAGCUUGAGUCCUCACAUACAGGGGGAGCCUGAGAGAGGUUGCCAUUGACCGCUUUCUCACAGAGGACUUAAGACAGUGAUGGUGUUCUCAGUACUGAAGUAGGACCCACAUCAAGGUCUUAGGACAAAGACCAGAAAGGACCACAGUGGCAGUCUCAUAGCUAGGCCACUGACAUGCUCUCUUCCUUUAUCCUGAGAGCCAUAACUGAAUGUCCCUGGCUACAAAAGAGCCACUGACCACUCACCAGGCCAAGAAGACUAGGCUGAUCCUCUGCCUUGGCCUUGGCAUUUAGUAGUCAGUAAAACCCCAAGCCCUGCUUGGAUGCUAGGAGUGGGUCUGCUCCAAAGUGUGCUGCUGUGGCCUCAGUAAGCUCACCAACUUCUCAAAAGAAGGAAGCCAGGACACAAUUACAGUCUUGAGGUAUUCUUUUCUGUGUGACUUUUUCAUUCUUGUUAAGCAUUGUUCGCAUUUGUAUUAGUUAUAGUGCUAUUAAAUAAUGUGUUCCUCAUUAUUUCAUCAGGUACUUAAGCUCAAUUGCACAUUCAUAAAAUCCUGAAUAUAUGAAACAUUAACAAUGUGGUAAUCAGUGGAAUUGCUCGUUUUAUUAACAUUUAAAUACAUUUUAUAUAUCUUAAGCUUAGAUAAACUCCAGUUGACACUUUUUUAUGUCUUUAUAUUUCAUGCAGUCCUUUCUGAUCAGAAUGGAAAUAUGAAGAGUAAAGAAAAUUUAGCUAUGUUUUAAAUAAGAGCAUUAGAGACUAGAGAGUCAUAAUGAUUUGCCUUAUCUUAAUGUGUAUACCAAGAGGUCACAUAACACUUGAAGAUUCUAAUUAUACUGGAUGAACCUCACAAAGACAACCUCCUGCUGAGUUUAGUGCUAACUGCAAUCUGAAUAGAAACAACCACACAGCAGAAUGAACAUGAUUGUAAAACUAAACCAAGAUCUCCCUGUGAUUUGUCUUUCCACAUACAAUUGAGCUGUCUUGCCACAGGCCUCAUAGCCCUAAGGAAGCCACACAGGGGGUGGGUGCUGCCUUUACUCUGUCAGAGAUGUCAGAACAAAGGGAAAACUCCUUGACACACAAUCUCCUCCAAGGAUAAGCUGUCAUAGGUGACCCAAAUUUGUGGCUUUUGUUUUCAUUAUUUAAGAAACUGCUGUGUGGGGGUCAUUACAAAAGUGUAGUGAGGACUUAUGUCCCAUGUGUUGAGUGGCUGCCCUGUUAGCCCAGACCAGCUCUAUCUGUCCUCCCCUGAGGACAUACCUGGCCCCUACCAUGUCCAGAGCAGAUGGACUGAGGAAGCCAUGGCACCAAGAGAAUAGAACUGAGGAGCUGCCAGAAAGCCAGCUUCCUCUCACAAGCCAAAUCACAAUCUCAGUGUUAAUACUCCAAGUUCAUGUAACCAGGCUAGAGAGAAAGGUCAUAACUUUACUCUCAAUGUCACAAUUCAUUUGAUAUUAGAACCUCAGCGAUGCCAUUUAUAUCCUGUCAUUUGUUUCUCAUCCAUCUUCAUGUUGUAACUCAUGACCUAGGAAAUGAUUUAGCAUCUUGGCAUAGCCAUCCCAUUCAAUAUGGUUAUAAUAAAGAACUGAUGCAAACUGGA